Messenger RNA from Neltuma alba, 1570 nucleotides. RefSeq names its product protein PEP-RELATED DEVELOPMENT ARRESTED 1, chloroplastic. NCBI's taxonomy places the organism in Eukaryota, Viridiplantae, Streptophyta, Magnoliopsida, Fabales, Fabaceae. The record is from RefSeq and is a predicted model, not a curated record. Gene Ontology annotation, cellular component: chloroplast nucleoid. The transcript is spliced from 9 exons. Gene Ontology annotation, biological process: regulation of DNA-templated transcription. The coding region runs from base 50 to 1243 and encodes 397 amino acids.
UAUUAUUCUUAUCCUUUCAAAGAAGUUAUGAACUGAAGCAGGCAGCGGGAUGUUCCAGGGCACAUUAUUCAUCCUCCCUGCUUGUUCAUGUGUCUCUUCUAGUCUCUUCCCUCAGUUUUUUCCAACCGCAACUUCCUCUCCGCCAUGCCACUUUCAACGGUUGCACUUGAGGCAACCAAAGAGGGGAACGCAGCUUUUAGUGUCAAGUACAAGUUAUGAAGUGGGUGGCGGCUACCCAGAAGAGGAAUUGGAUGUAGAAGACAGAAACAGGAGACCCCAACAACGAGGGAACCACCAGUUGGAUUCUUCACAACGUGAUGCUCUCCUCAAGGGAGGAGAACAGGUCAUCUCUGUUCUCCAGGAAAUGAUUACCCUUCUGGAAGACAUGAACAUGGAUGAAGCUUCUGAGAAAGUGGCAGUUGAGUUGGCUGCACAGGGAGUUAUUGGAAAGAGAGUUGAUGAGAUGGAAUCAAAUUUUAUGAUGGCUUUAGAUUACAUGAUCCAACUUGCUGAGAAUGACCAUGAUGAAAAGCGUAAGACAUUGUUGGAAGUGAUCAAGGAGACAGUGUUAUCACAUUUAACAAAGAAAUGUCCCCCACAUGUUCAAGUGAUUGGUCUUCUCUGUAGAACUCCUGAAAAAGAAAGCAGAUAUGAACUACUGCGACGAGUUGCAGCUGGUGGUGGGGUAUUUAAGGGCGAGAAUGAUGCUAAGAUUCAUAUCCCAAAGGCAAAUCUAAAUGACAUAGCUAAUCAAGCUGAUGACUUACUAGAGACCAUGGAAACUCGGCCCGUUGUACCUGAUCGAAAACUACUUGCAAGGCUUGUUUUGAUUAGAGAAGAAGCCCGAGAUAUGAUGGGAGGAGGGAUUUUGGAUGAAAGAAAUGACCGGGGUUUGUACACUCUUCCUCAGUCUGAGGUGAAUUUCUUAAGCAAAUUGGUGGCCAUAAAACCUGGGAAAACUGUGCUGGAUAUGAUAAGAAAUGUGAUGCUAGGAAAAGGUGAGGGGGCAGACAACGUUGAUGAGGAAGACGGUGCUGGGCAAAAGGCUUCAAGUGGAAUUGCUGGAGGGACAAGUGUGACAGGACGGAAACCUCUUCCAGUACGCCCAGGCAUGUUUCUUGAGACUGUCUCUAAGGUCUUGAGUGGAAUAUACGCUGGAACUGAAUCUGGCAUCACUGCACAGCAUCUAGAAUGGGUUCAUCAGAAGACACUCCAAGUACUUCAGGAGAUAGCAUUUAGCUAGCUCCCUUCCCUUUUUUAGUGGGAUGAUGUCCCAACCAAUUUUGUGCGCCAUUUCUGAAUUCUGAGCCUCAUGCUGCCAAAAGACCGGUGUUAGAUUGAAUAUAGUAUAGAAUAUAGCAUAAAACAUGGAAUAGGCUUUUAGGACCUCAUUAAAGAUAGUGCUGUAAAUUCUCUUGCAGAAGACUAUAUAGAUGAUUGGCAUUGAAAAGUUCUGGUUUUUACAUUUUUUUUAAAUAUAAGUAUCCUGUGUUUAGUAUUAUUGAAUCUAAUUUAAGAAUUAUUGAGUUUAAUUAGAAGUAGUUCUUUGAACGCAAUUUUUUUUCCCAUA